AUGGCUGACCUACCAGAAGCCUCUACUUCAACUACCCAUGUGGAGACGCCUCCGGACCUUAUGAAUGACCCACGAUUCGCGACCAACACUGGCGCCGGGGAGGAUGGGACAGGAGAUGUAGACACUUGCCGGAUAUGCAGAGGCGAAGGGACCGACCCGGAGCAGCUGUUCCAUCCGUGCAAGUGUAGUGGGAGCAUCAAAUAUGUCCACCAGGACUGCCUGAUGGAAUGGCUGUCACAUUCGCAGAAGAAGCAUUGCGAGCUUUGCAAGACUCCUUUCCGAUUCACCAAGCUAUACUCCCCGAACAUGCCGCAAACGCUGCCCUUCCCCGUCCUCAUACGCCAUGUCAUCAUCCAUGUUGCGAAAAAUCUGGCGACAUGGCUGAGGCUUUGCUUGGUGGUCAUAGUAUGGUUGGCGUUCCUCCCGUAUGUUUUGCGGCAAGUUUGGAGGCUAUUAUUCUGGUUCAGCGAUGGAGGGUGGCCACCAAAUUACUCGAGGCUUGAUCAAGUACGGAAUUCUACUGUUCUACAAGCCCUCGAAGUGGCGCGAGAGAUACAGCUUGCGAGUCUUCCGGAAAACGGAACCUCACCAGUAACGCCUCUCCAAGCUGCCCAGACAACAUCAGCAAGCAUUGGUGGCCUGAUGGACAAACUUUCUGGAUUUCUUAUGCCAAUCUCCCAGACUUUGAAUAUAUCCGGGGCAGACCCCUUAGCGGCCGGUCUUUUGAAGUCCUUGUACUAUGGGUUUGGAAUCCAGAGCGUGGCCAUACCAGAAGGGCCUGCUGUCAAUACAACAACCUCAAAUCAUCUUCUGGACCUGCCUCAUCAGACCCAUAGUCAGUCCGUUUUAAGUGAGGUCUCCUUCCUCCGCAACCUAACUCGGAAUGCGUACCUCAACCAACUUAUUAUCACAAUUGCCGAGGGCUACAUCAUCUCAAUUUUAGUUGUUGUCUGUUUUAUUCUCGUGUUCCUGAUUCGCGAAUGGGUCGUGCAACAGCAGCCGGGAAUCAAUAUGGGGGCGGGCUUCCUUCCCGAUCCCGAAUUUGCUGAGCCUGAGGGAGCAGCAGAGCAGCAACCUGCAGCUGAGGCGCCACCCCCUCGAAGAAAUCCUGAAGCCCGCCGAGCUGCAAGAGCAGAAAAUAGGGAUCAGAAUAUUCAAGUGCCUGAUGAGCGCCCGAUUGCCCGACCACGGCGAAGAAACGUCCAUUUUGGAGAUGCUGAUGAGGUUAUUCCUCCCAGUCCUGGACGUGAUUCGGAUCAAGCACAAACUGGGCCUUCCCAAGCUAACGCGGCGGGUUCGUUUACUGACGCCCGUCCUCCACGGGAAACCUUGCCAUCAGCUGCUGUUGAAAUUCAACGAGGGCUCGCUGAAGAACCUAGGAUGACCGAGGAGUUCCUUGCCAUUUGGCGACGCGCUGACAGCGAUCCUCAAGAAGUUUUGCGAAUUAUUGAAAGAGAAGAUAAAGUUGAUCAAAUGCGUUAUUGGGUUAAUGCUAUGAGAGUCUUACAAAAAGGCCUCCCUCAAGACGAUAACCACAGAGCGCCCGGAACAUCUUCUGUAGCUCCCCAAGCGUCGGACCCGAAUGACAACGAAACGAAGCUGUCUGACACAGCAUUGCCAACGCCCAAGCUCAACUCUCCCAGCCUAGAUGCUUUGCCGACUGAGAGCGAUAGAAGUAGCGGGAGCUCCGAGACCUGGGUGGAUGUGCCCAAGGUAGUUGAUACGGAGCAGCCAAAUAUUGCCGUGAACCGUUUUAACUACUCCGACGCUUCCACAACUCAGAACCAGGAAAGCCAUGACUCGCUGGAUAAGGGGAAAGGAAAGGCAACCGCCGUGGCAGACUUAACCCCUGCUGAUUCAACACUCGAGCGAUUUGCUUGGAGUUCUUCAUCGUCGGGCAUAGCCUCCAAACAAUUGCAGGACGAGCGCUCUAAAGCACGAUCAAAUUCAUUUGCACCGAGUACUUCGAGGCCAAGAUCCGUAUCCGAUGGGCCACAGAGGAAGGAGAAUAUAUCGUUGCUAGCAAAUAACAACUGGAGUUUCUCAAAUCUCCCGGAAAAUGAGAAAACCAAAAGCGAGCUUUCAAGCACACCACGUUCCGGCGAGCCAUUUCAACCAAAGGAAACUACAUACAGGAGUGUGGGAAACCAGGUAUCAUCACCACCUUCAUCCACUCGCGGUGAGCCAAGUACGUCGCCCAUUGCAUCCAGUAUCCCUCCGCCAUUGGUGACCGAUGCCGAGAUCACCGAGCUAGAGCAAAGUCCUAUAGAGGUUGUAGGCCAAGAUGGGAUAACACGCACUUACCGGAAUGUUGAGGAGCUUUUCGCUGCGAAUGAGGUUGAGGAUGAUGACCCCCAAGGACCGGAGCCGAAUCCAUUCCAUCCAGAUGCUCCAUUACCUGACCCGCAAGCACCGAUUGCACCACAGCCUAUGGAGCCUCAGGGUUUGCUAGGAAAUAUUGCUGAUUUCCUAUGGGGGGGUGUUGGUGAGGAAAGACAAGAUGAACAAAGGGGCAAUGAUGAGCGCAUCGUCCAGGACUUAGCAGCUGAAGCUCCAUUCGUCCCUGUUAAUCAGGCUCUUUUUGAUCCGGCCGGCGCCGAGCAGGACGCUGAUGCCGCUGAAGCAGCAGUUCCUGCAGGGAUUGAUCCAAAUGAUCAAGAUGCUAUGGAGGAUGCCGAGGACUUUGAAGGCAUAAUGGAGCUCGUUGGAAUGCGUGGGCCCCUAUUUAGCUUGGUUCAAAAUGCCCUGUUCAGCGCCUUUCUUUUGGCGCUGGCAGUCUCCAUUGGAGUGUGGAUCCCGUACAAUAUUGGGAGAACAUCACUCCUACUUUUGGCCAACCCUGGCCCAGCAUUUAAAUUACCCCUACGACUUAUAUUCGGGUGUAUAGCGUUCUUGCAGGAUCUGACCCUAACGGUACUGGGCAUUGCGUUCUUUUGCCUAAUGGCAAUGCUUUCAUGGCCGCUGCGUAUUUGGUCCUAUUACGUCCAAGAUCUAGGCCCUUCUAUGGCUAUGCACGAAACCCCAUUAGCUGUAACUGCGGUCAAAGUUUCUAGCGAUGCUUUUGAGAGAAUGUUUAAUGGCACAGCAAACAGCUUUGUUCAUGUUGCCGAUUCCGAAAUUUUCGUCUUUUCUGCGGCAUCGCAUGAGUCCCUGAAUACCGUCCAGUCACUCAUCACAAACACAAUCUCUGGGAUCGGAGGCUGGGUGGUCUAUCUGUUCACCGGUAAUUACAGCUUUGCUUGGAGAAGCAUAUGUGCUUUCAUAGGUUAUUGGUUAAGCUUUGGAUGGGGCCUACUUGUCUCCUUACCCAAGCUCCUCUUCAAACCCGAUACUUGGGUGAUCAGCCUAGAGGUAGCAGAACGAAGCGCGCCCCUGGACCCUGCCCUCAGUGUUUGGGAUGGUUGGGCUAGAUUCUGGGCCAUUUUUGCGGGCUACACGCUCCUCUGUAUCCUGGGAAUCCUUUACACCAAGAAGGGCUCGCCUUUCUCAACCGGUCAGGCGGGUCGUGAGUGGGAAGCUUCCUUUCUCGAUCUCCUUAACCAAGCAGGUGGUGUUCUCAAGGUCAUUCUUAUCAUCAGUAUCGAGAUGCUGCUGUUUCCCCUUUAUUGUGGCCUACUCCUCGACGCUGCACUUCUCCCGCUGUUUGACAAUGCCACUAUCAUGUCGCGAAUCCGUUUUACGAUUGACUCGCCCUUCACCUCUAUGUUUGUGCAUUGGUUUGUUGGCACGUGCUACAUGUUCCACUUUGCCCUCUUCGUCUCAAUGUGUCGGAAGAUAAUGCGGAAAGGGGUUUUAUACUUCAUCCGUGAUCCUGAUGACCCUACUUUCCACCCUGUAAGAGACGUAUUAGAACGAAAUGUGGCGACGCAACUACGAAAGAUUCUCUUCAGCGCGUUGGUCUAUGGUGCUCUAGUUGUCAUAUGUUUGGGGGGCGUCGUCUGGGGCCUAGCAGUUGCAUUUAAGAGUGUUUUACCAAUACGCUGGUCAUCCAACGAACCAGUCCUGGAGUUUCCGAUUGAUCUCCUCUUCUAUAAUUUCUUGAUGCCGUUGGCCGUCAAGUUUUUCAAACCUUCGGACGGGCUACAUGCGAUGUACAGCUGGUGGUUUCGUCAAUGCGCAAGAAUGCUUCGACUCACAUGGUUCCUAUUUGAUGAAAGGAAACCAGACGAGGAAGGGUAUAAUGUUCGGAGAACUUGGACAGAUGUUUUCAGAGGAUUCAAGGGCGACCCGACAAAGCUAUUUGACACCGACGAUAAGGACGAGCCGUUCACUACGGAUCCCGAAAUGAGGGCGUAUUUCGUUCGCGAUGGAAAAUACGUCCGAGCGCCAGCAUCGGAUCAAGUAAGGGUCCCAAAAGGGGAACCAAUUUUCCUCGAGGUGGACGAGUUCAAUAAGUUAACCAACGACAACUGGGACCGUUUUCAUGGACCCCAUGCACGCAAUUCCGCGCUGUACAAGCAGGCUUACAUCCCGCCCUGCUUCCGGCUGCGCAUUUGCCUCUUCAUCCUUUUCAUCUGGCUCUUUGCUGCCAUCACCGGAGUCGGUAUUACUAUAGUACCCCUUGUCUUCGGCCGUUACGUGUUUGCGAAGAUCAUACCGCCUCACGUCCGCAAAAACGACGUCUAUGCCUUCUCAAUCGGCAUCUACAUAUUAGGUUCUACUCUUUACGCGGCCCUGCAUAUCCGACAAUUCUUCUGCUAUUUGCGCAAUGCGCUUGCUGUUGAUGCGGAUACGCCCCACAACGUACUGCGUCGUGCUACCACAAUUGUCUCUCGUGUUUCCCGCAUUGUAUGGACAUAUUCUGCGUUCCUCUUCAUCCUCCCUACGCUCUUCGCGUUCCUCGUCGAGUUCUACUUCAUCGUACCACUUCACACCUACUUCUCCGCACACGAACGCCACACCGUACAUUUUGUGCAGAGCUGGACUCUCGGACUCUUGUAUGUCAAAAUUACGACCCGCCUUAUCCUCUGGCACGAAAAUUCACGUCCCGCAAUAUCACUUCGGGCCAUCACCCGUAACGGCUAUCUGGACCCGGACGCAAAAUUGGCGACGCGUAGCUUCAUAUUACCUGCUGUUUUAAUUCUUUCUACAGCACUAUUCUUCCCUUGGUCUCUAGCUAGAAUUGCAGCUGCGGCUGUAUGGAAAAACAAUCCCGAGAGCCACACUUUAAUUUACAGAUACGCACAUCCUAUAUGUCUGGCGCUCUGCUGCAUGGGGUUUGCGGCGGCGCAUCUGUUUGGCCUGCUCAAGGAGUGGAGGAUGAUGAUUAGAGAUGAGGUCUACCUAAUAGGAGAGAGGUUACAUAAUUUCGGGGAUAGGAAACCAGUUAGCCCCGGGGUUGCCAGUGGCGUGGCUUCUGUCAGAAGGCUCGAGACUUGA
Messenger RNA from Venustampulla echinocandica, 5379 nucleotides. RefSeq names its product RING protein. Gene Ontology annotation, cellular component: endoplasmic reticulum membrane. Gene Ontology annotation, molecular function: zinc ion binding. The record is from RefSeq and is a predicted model, not a curated record. Bases 1 to 5379 code for a protein of 1792 amino acids. NCBI's taxonomy places the organism in Eukaryota, Fungi, Ascomycota, Leotiomycetes, Helotiales, Pleuroascaceae. The transcript has 2 exons.